AUGCCUGGCAGCAACCCUAUCCGCAAAAAGCAAAGUGAGGUGAUCAUCCGUGCCACCCGGAUGCCAUCUUCUUCCCCGCCGACUGUUCCGGGCCUGACGAGCGGGUCGGAGUCUGCGUCGAUCUCGUCGGUGGAGACGAGGUCUGAUGGCGGGUCGGUCGUGAUGUUUGCUCCCAUGUCUGGUCGGGUCCUCGGUCCUGCUUUUGUGGCGAGAGGUGAGCGGGACUCUGGACUAGAGGAGAGUGGCAUGGCGCCCGUUAUCACGGGGAGGACGGGUGGGCGUGUCCGCUCACAAGCAUCGUCUUCGUCGUGGAGUACAGCCGCGCCGUCGGUGAGUUCUGCGGUUCCGUCGUUGGCGGGUUCAGAUAUAAAUCUGAAUGCGAACCCGAGCACGGAUCUGGAUCUAGAUCCGAGGCCCGUCGAAUCUGGGAUUUAUGCAUGUCUUUUCCACAUGCUGGACUGCCAUGAUACCUUCGACGAUGCCAUGCAGUGGAGGACUCACGUCCUAAGUCAUUUCCGCACACACCCACCACCACGAACAGCACGAUGCCCCCUCUGCCCAGACACAGAGUUCAUCGACCAAGACCCAGGCUCAGACCGAUCCUCUCUACCCAGUCCGACAUCACAAACUGAUACGAACACUUUCAACCCCCCACCCAGAAUGGAAGUCUCCUCCCAAGACCACCCUUCCGCAUGGGACCGCCUACUCAACCACGUCGCCGCAGACCACUACCAGCAUGGCCAGACGCUAGCCGGGAGUAGACCCAAUUUCGAGUUGAUGCGCUACCUGUACGGACGACGGAUCAUUUCGGAUGCCCAGUUCAAGGCGAUGCAGCUUGCGCCUGCGCCGUCGAGUCCGGCAUAUCACCGCUCGCAGGAUGGCGUGCGUGCUAGCAUUGGGUCUGCGGAUGAGCCGUAUUGUGCGCCGUAUAGUCGGCGGAGGGAGGAGAGGAUGCGUGGGCAACAGAGGGGGGUUAGUGUGGUGUUAUGA
Messenger RNA from Penicillium cataractarum, 990 nucleotides. RefSeq lists its product as uncharacterized. NCBI's taxonomy places the organism in Eukaryota, Fungi, Ascomycota, Eurotiomycetes, Eurotiales, Aspergillaceae. The record is from RefSeq and is a predicted model, not a curated record. The transcript has a single exon. The coding region runs from base 1 to 990 and encodes 329 amino acids.